Molecule: messenger RNA, 1906 nt
Organism: Cuscuta epithymum
Lineage: Eukaryota; Viridiplantae; Streptophyta; Magnoliopsida; Solanales; Convolvulaceae
Source: the annotation of a GenBank genome assembly
AAAGUGUGUACCCCUAGCUCCACCCUUUUUUGUAUUCUUAACAAACUUUUUUUGAAAGGACUCUUAACAAACUUAUAAAGCUAAACAUAUAAAGCUGAUUAUACAAACAGUAACUACCGAAUGGUCAGUGGAUGUCAACCCAUUGGCUGGAAUGGCUGCCUAGAUUGAUGGUAAGAAAAAGAAAAGAAUAGUGAUUGCUCAUGACUACUUAUGUCUUGUGACACCACAAUUCAAGGGCAAUUUAUUACUUCUUUCUUUUAAAGUUUGUCUUAUACUCCGUAUUAUUUUUUUCAAACUUUCCCUUUUCAUUAGUUUUAAAAUAAACUUGAUUUUUCCUUAUGGACAAAAAAUUUGUGGUUCAUUACAUUUUAUUCUUCUCUUUUAUAUGUACAACUUUCAACCACACAAUUUUUAGUUGUUUAAAUCCUGAACAAAACUUUAUUCGAAAAAUAGAAGAAGAUGGCAUUUCAUCCCUAAGAGCUCCCAACUGAGAAAAUAUAAAUUGAAUUUUAAUCACAUGCUGAUAGAUAGCGGAUGAGACUUUCACCUAAAAUUUUGUAGAGACUAGGCUCUAUGCAUUUUGGGAGAGGAGUAAUAUAAUUGUAGUGGACUGGUUCCACCACUGUCCACACAAUAAUAAGUCACACUCACAAAACUUCAUCUUCUCUUUCUCUAACAAAAUUGAUACUCCGUACUUUAUACUAAUUUAGCGGACAGAAAGAAGAAAAGAACAUGUUCAAGCUCAUUCCAAGGGAGCUCUCAAUCUCUAGAUCAUUCCUUCUGCAGGCAUUCAACAGGAAAUUCUCUAUCCUGUCAGAGAGGAAACUUGAAGGUAAGGUAGCCUUGAUUACUGGAGCCGCAUCUGGUAUUGGGAAAGUAACUGCAACCAAAUUCAUCAGCAAUGGAGCUAAAGUCAUCAUUGCAGACAUCCAAGAGCAGUUGGGCAGAGAUACCGCCACGGAGCUCGGAGAAAACGCUGCCUUCAUCGCCUGUGACGUCUCCAAAGAAUCUGACAUCUCCUGCGCUGUUGAUUUCGCAUUGUCUUGCCAUGGUAAACUCGACAUCAUGUACAACAAUGCUGGCAUUCCGUGCCGGACCCCAUUUAGCAUUGUUGACUUGGACAUGGCGGAGUUUGACCGUGUGAUGUCGAUCAACGUUCGCAGCGUGGUGGCGGGGAUCAAGCACGCUGCCCGCGUGAUGAUCCCACGCCGUUCGGGGUCCAUAUUGUGCACGGCCAGCGUGACAGGGGUAAUGGGAGGAUUAGCACAACACACAUAUAGCAUAUCCAAGUCCUCUGUCAUCGGAAUAAUGAAAUCUGCCACGGCUGAACUAUGCAAGCACGGGAUUCGGGUGAACUGCAUUUCGCCCUACGCCAUUCCAACGGCCUUUUCCAUACCAGAAAUGAAGGAAUACUUCCCCGACAUCGAUGACCGGGUGCUUGCCGGGAUGCUACACAAGUCAGGGGUGCUGGAAGGAGCUCAUUGUGAACCUAGUGACAUCGCCCACGCCGCCGUUUAUUUGGCCUCCGACGAUGCCAAAUAUGUCAGCGGGCAGAAUCUGGUGGUUGAUGGUGGUUUUACAUCAAUCAAAACUUUGAACCUCCCCAUGCCUGAUCAGAUUCAAUAAGCUGCAUGGUGAUCCGAAGAUGUAUAUUAAAAGGGGGAUUUCACUAACACAUACCAUCUUCAAUUACAAGAAUCAUGCCUUUAUAUCACGUCAGAAUAUAUAAGAGUAAAUUACUCUUGUUCUUAUUUCAGUUAGAUUAGAAAUGAAUCAAAUCUCCAACUGCAGUCCCUAAAGUGCGAUUUGGAAUUUGAAAAUCAGUUGGAUUUAUGACCUACUUUUGAAUGUGUAGACUUUAUAAUCAAUAUUAAACGGAAUAAUCACUUUUGAAAUUGAAUGGGGG